AGGAACGCGGCAAACAAUUUGCACUCCCAUCCCACGCGCUAAUCUCUUUCUCUUUGAGCCGUUUUCCGCAAAAGAGAAAAGAGAAAAGAGAGAAGGAUUAAUCUUGGAGCUGACGGUGCCGCAAUUUGUGAGCAUAUUCGUGUUGCUAAGCAGGGAAGGUUUUGUGGACAUGAUUCAAAAUGUCCGCGUGGUUUGACUCCCCCCGCCAUUGACCCAGUUUUAUCUGCUUUUUAGAGCUUUUGAGUUCACACUGUGCCAUUUUCCUUUUACCCAUCAUCCAUGCUUAUGCUUGGACCUCCUCUUCCUCUUCCUCUUCCUCUGCUUUGGUUUCCUCUUCCCUGUGCCUCUGUCUGUGUCUGCUAUUGGGAUUGUAUGUUUCUGAAUGUUGAUACAUCCCGAGGUCGAGUCUUCCCGAGGCCCAGACAGCCUCCCACCCUUCUAGUGCCUUCCGUCUCUUGGUAUUCGCAUUCUAGAAUGAAUUAGCACUGGAUUUCGAUUUCUCUCCGGGGAUUGGGAUUGGGAUUCUCAACCUUCUUUGUUGGUUUUCUCUACAGCCACCAAGCAUUUGGAUUGCUUUUGUUUGUCAUUAUUUUGAUGCUCUGCCGUGUGGGGGUGAAAUUGGGGAACUUGUGGUUUUUCUGCCAUGGUUGGAGCAGGGAGUGCAAAAGAGACAACUUUAUGCCGUGUAUAGCACGUAAAGUAUAUCUACUAGCCGACAAGAAUGGCGGCCUGAAAUUCUGCGCAUAAUCUGCUUCCAACUCUCACUGAUUGCUUUGAUCUGAUUGAUUUUGCCUUCACCCCUACAAACCCUAGAUAGAAGCAGAAGCUUUCAUGGGCGGCCAGAUCAGUGGAACUGGUGGAGAGAUAAUUGCAGACAAGCUCCUGCUCAAAAUUUAGCCGGCCCAUUACUAUCCAAUCUCCAGUCUCCGGGAGCCCGAUUGAUCCGUUAGCGCUGCUAAAUGGCUGGAGGGCAGAUUUUGGGUCGUCUCAGUACAAGAGCAGCAUAUCAGUAAUUGUGUAGGGAGAGGAGAACUAGUAUUUACUUCUUCUUGUGCAUUAAGAGCGACAAACGUGGAAAGGAAGUGGCCCCUCCAUCUCGCAAAGUCUAUAGAAUCGAGCUUCAGGUUUGGGUCAGUACUACUGAAUAAGCGGCAGGUUAGAGCAGUGGCCCAAUGAAUGACAACAGACCUGAAGAAAGCAAUAUGAACACUAUGUGGAAAUAUCCAGGAGAGUUGUCGUCAGGUCCCAUGGUGAUGCCGAAGCAAGAGAAGAGUCGAAGUCCCACAAUUAGCUGCACCAGUGAGAACGCGGGCGCCUCAGCUUCAUCCUCAAAUCCAGCGAUGAGUAGUGUGGUUAUGGAGCCUUAUCCACCCCAAUUGGGUUGGAACAAUAUGGACACCGAUUACAGCAAAGUUAUCAUGGACAUGGACGACGUUCAAGGGUUCGAGUCUCCUUACAUGAGCUUCACCCACUGGCUUCAAGCAGGAAUGCACAUGGGCGAUGCAGACUAUUCCGCUGCUUUAUCCAGAUCUGCGGUCAAUCCAUACAGGCAAGCUGACUUCAAUCACGAUCUGCAACCUGAUCAAGCUAAUAACAACGAUUCCAAUUGCUCCAAUUCGCUGUCUGGCCUGCAAAGCUCCACAAUUAGUGAUUUCAGUCGAGAAGCCCAAGCGGGAGGCCGAUCUGGAGAGACGUCCACGGUUCCAAGCACACCGAAUUCUUCGAUAUCUACUUCCUCAAGCGAGGGACAUGAGGAGCAGCAACAACCCACAAAAGCACCCACGCCCGCUGAAUCUCAGCAGACGGACUUGACCGCAGCCGACAAGCAGCCUUCUUCAAUCGACUCCUCUAAAAAGCAAAACAGGCCGAGGAAGAAGGGUCAGAAGCGAAGCCGCGAGCCCAGAUUUGCAUUCAUGACCAAAAGCGAUGUGGAUAAUUUGGAGGACGGCUACAGAUGGCGCAAGUAUGGCCAAAAAGCCGUCAAAAAUAGCCCUCAUCCCAGGAGUUACUACCGGUGCACAAACAACAAGUGCUCAGUGAAGAAGAGAGUGGAACGCUCUUCAGAAGAUCCAGGCAUCGUCAUCACCACCUAUGAAGGACAACAUUCUCAUCAUAGCCCAGCCAUGUUGCGUGGGGCAUCGAAUGUAGAAUCCCAUCCACAUUCACAUUCACAUUCCCACUCACAAUUUUUAUUAGAUGAGCAGAGAUUGACCUGUCCCUUCCCCCAAACGCCAUUCAGAUUCCCAACCCCAAUCAUGAUCCCUCAACAACAGGUCCCAGCUGUUCCCCCCACUAACUUCAUCUCCCCACAUCCUCACCAUUUUUCAAUCAACCCACCUCCACGUCCUCACUCUCACGCUUACCCUCCCCAAAUAGACCAUGGUUUACUAGAGGAUAUCCUUGCACCCCCAGGAAUGCGCAAAAACUGAACUGAUCAUCCAUCCCUCUUACGAGCUGCAGCCAGUUCAUUUUUCAUUCAUGUCAAUCCUCCAUUCUUUCAUGCCAUUAAUCUUCUCAUGCACUUAUGAUCCUUUUUAUUGUAGAUAUGGUGACAGACCCACUUGGGUGGAGUAAUCAAAUCAAAAGAUGGAUGGAUAUGGAUUAAAGGCUUUAAUGCAUUGUAUGCCAAAAGUUUUAUCAAGCGUUGAGUCCAUGUAUAGAACGAGUCCAAUCAUGUGUCUGGCUAAGCCUUGUAUGUCUCUGGUCAUUACCCAUUUUUUUUAAAAAAGGUUACAUUCAAUAAUCCUGAUAGAUAAAGGACUCGAACGCCUUCAAAGCAUGAGUACAAUAUAAUGGAAAUACAGCUUUCUGUUCAA
This is a messenger RNA of Cryptomeria japonica (Japanese cedar), 2816 nucleotides long. RefSeq names its product WRKY transcription factor 71. The transcript is spliced from 5 exons. Gene Ontology annotation, biological process: regulation of DNA-templated transcription. The record is from RefSeq and is a predicted model, not a curated record. Gene Ontology annotation, molecular function: DNA-binding transcription factor activity; sequence-specific DNA binding. Lineage: Eukaryota; Viridiplantae; Streptophyta; Pinopsida; Cupressales; Cupressaceae. Bases 1173 to 2429 code for a protein of 418 amino acids.